GACAACAAAGUGAUCAUGAAGACGAGGAAAAAGACAAGAAGACGACAAAAGAAGUGCAGCGUACAGAAGAAAACACAUGCGUAGGCAAGGAUCAAGAGGAAAGAAAUGGGUCAGGAGAGGGUGAGAGAGUUUUCCACAAGGAGACAGUGAGUAAUGAUAAAGAAACGUCAGUGAACCAAUGUUUUGAGUCGCCAUUUUUGUUCCUGGAAGCUAAUGGCGACUGCAAACCUCAAUGUCAAACAUACCAGGCCUUAUCAUGCCCCACUCUCCUCAUUUCCUCCCACCUGUGCCCUUUUACUGCUGAGGAAAGUACUGCGGCUGCAGGAAUUGACAGUGAAACCAUACCAGAUAAGGAAUUUCCAGAUAGUCCUCUUGACACAAACAGCGCAAAGAGCUGCGUGUCCAGUCCUCGUCACCAUCAGCAAAAGUUCAAAAAAGAAGAAGAAUUUGAUGACACAACUUUUUCGGAAAAUCAGCUCAGUACUGUCAAUGAGCAUUCAAAUAAGGGUCCCAAAAAGUUCACUUUCUCAAAGGGGCAAAGGUCCCCAUCAAAGGACCGCUUUCAGUCUCCAAGAAGAGAUAAUGAAUCAAGAAAAGGCUACCCUAGCCACGGGAAAACAGAUUUAUCCAAGGUAAAGUCGAGGGUCUCUUUCCCUAAAGGGGAUUACAAGCCACCGAAGAGCAGAUGGUCCACCAACAAUUCUCCAAAGUGCUUGACGCCUGUUGUCUUCAAAUCUCCUGCUGACAUCGUGAAAGAAGUCCUACUGAACACGACGGAUGGAUCUCAAACUCUGUCAGAAAAUAAUGAAAGAACGUCAACCGGUUCUCCAAGCUCCACGGUACCUCAGGAGUUUCGAUGUCAUCACAAGGCCCAUAUCUUGGCUGAACAGCUGCAGGAGGACUAUAAUAGACUGCUGACUAAAUAUGCGGAGGCAGGGAACACCAUUGACCGUCUACGUCUGGAAGCCAAGGUUAAACUACACUCUGACCAACCCAUGCCUGCUCAUUUUGACCCAUCAGGAUUUCAUAUUGAGCCCUCAAAAAUAAUGAGACUGGAGUUUCCUCAGGCUCAGAGAGCGCAGCCCAGCCCCAGUUCCCCACCUUCCAACGAACCCAGUAGCCAAAGAUCUACCUGUGGCCUAUCGUCUUUAUCUGCCUCCAUCUCAAAUAUCUCAGAUUUCCAGGGAGAUCCGCAAGUUGCCAAUAAGCUCUACACUCAGGCUGACGGACUCCUCCAGCAGCUGCAGUGUUUUGAGGAGCAACUAAAGUGCAAAAUACCAAAGUUGACGGGUCUCUCAACCCUUUUUGAAGGACUGGACUCUUUGGAAAAGGGAUACCUGCUGGCCAAAAAACAACAGGAAGGAACAGCAAGUGGCCUUUUUGACCCUAAUCGGGAACUGGAGGAGUUCAUCUAUCAAUGUGGGCUGCAUCUGGACGCGCUGAAGGAGAAGGUGGAACAGAGGGCUGAUGUCGGAAAUCCUCCUUUAACCGCCACAAAAUCCUCUUCUGAUGGUUUGCACUCAGAGAAUCAACAUAUUAUUGAUCCAACAGAGAUUACUGAAAGCAGCAGUGACGAGACGAAAGGAACUGAUUUGAACCUGAAUUCUGCUCACCUCCAACAAAAAUGUGAAAAAAAAGCAGUCAACGUGAAUCAGACUUCCACCACACCUGUCAGUCACCCUGCUAAUGACAGGAGGAGAAAGAAUAUUGACAACUCCUGCAGCAGCAGUUUGAGCAGUCUUGGAGACAUUACUGCAUCUGAGAAGAAGUGGUCCAAACCACACAAUGAGAUCAGGAGAGCUUUUUAUCAGGAUAGGAUCGUCUCGCCAGGGACAGAUAGUGGGUUUGUCGGUUCGGAGACAAGUCAUCAGACGCCGGGUUUGGCUUCCAGCUCUCUCCGCCAGAAAACCUCAAAUAGGCGUGCCAGUGUUUCCGGACAUCAGGAGGUGUGCUCAGUAAAACCUCACAAGAAUCAUACUUCCUCACCACCUUUGGGCUCAUCGCGUUCAUGCAGCUCCACAACAACAAAACACAGAGAAUACCUCCAACAAGAGUCGGGAAUAUCUUGUCAGGAUGAGAGCAGACAAGGCCAGUGGGUCAGUCAGGCAGAUACUACCAGGAUUGACAGUGAAACUGCCCAGACGGCAUCUGAAGACACACAAAGUGUCCAGUACGACGACUCCCCAUCUUGUUCCUCUCCAAGUCCGUCAUCCGCCCCGGCGUCUAACUGUUGCAGCGGCGACGCUCUUAAAACACUGAAAUCCAGACAGGCAGUGAUUCACAACGAUCCAAGUCGAUCCCGACAGACCAUUUCGGCCAGACCAAAGGAGAGGCGUGAAAGAACAAAGGAGUCUAAAGCAGAUCAUUUGUCUCAGCGAAACUACACCAACCAACGAACUUCAACACCUUUGUUCAUUUCCUUCAGGUCUGUGGAGCCAUCAGUUGAUCGAGACGACAGCAGCCAAAAGACUUGGACGAUUUUCGAGGAUGAGGUGCAGAAGGUGGGGAGACGUGCAGCCAGGAGAAAAUUGACACACAAACAACAAAUACAACCUGACUCGUCAACUGCGUCAGACCUUGAAAACUCAGCCAGUCAUCUGCUGGUGACGAGAUCUACUCAGACGUCGAUUGCAGUAGCUGACAGCAAAACUUCAAACCCAAGUGUGCCACACGUCCACCACAUCAAGCAGGACCUCGCUAAGCCUGAGAAAGGUGAUAACGAAACAGGUGGAGCUCCUCCUUGUCCUCAGUGCUUGUCACGUCACAGUGGCUCCUCAGAAACGGGCGGCAACCUUAAGGCAACCCACGUCUGCUGCUGCCAUUGUCAUCAUGGUCCGUAUUGUGGAUAUCACGAUGCCAGGAGAAGAAGUGAGCCGGACUGUUGCAAGGACUCAAACGUCGCCCCGACCUCCAGCCACAAACCCGAGUGUCCCGGCAGAGUGGCGGCAGCCGCUGUGUGUCCCACAUCACUGCUUCUCUACCUCCACCCUCAAGCCGUCCACAUGUACGCCAACAAUUCCAGCUCGCCCUCGAGGGCCGGUGCCUCCAGGCAGGACAAACACAGGUCGUCGCGACCCUCACAGCGCGUGGUCCCGCGGCGCUCCGUGGACGAAACUCUCCAGGAGGCCUGCAUUAUGCAGGACAAGUCCAAACACAUGCUGCGCGAACUGGAGGAAGGAAUGCGCCAUCUGGAGCAGCAGUUCAAAACACAAUACUAACUCCACCUCUGCAUAAUCAGUGCCUGUAAACAUGCAGCUGGCAAGGACACGACGCUGUGUGAGUCCAUCCAUUUUUUUACCGCUUGUCCCUUUCAGGGUUGCGGGGGAAGCUGUAGUCUAUCUCAGCUACAUUCGGGCGGAAGGCGGGGUACACCCUGGACAAGUCGCCCCCUCAUCACAGGGCCAACACAGAUAGACAGACAACAUUCACACACUAGGGCGAAUUUAUUGUUGCCAAUUAACCUAUCCCCAGGUAGGAGGAAGCCGGAGUACCCGGAGGGAACCCACACAGUCACAGGGAGAACAUGCAAAAGAGAUCCCGAGCCCGGUAUUGAACUCAGGACUACUCAGGACAUUCGUAUCGUAAGGCAGACGCAUUAACCCCUCUUCCUCCGUGUUUUCCAGCUGUGUGAGUCAUUUUUGACAAUUAGGUGAAAACUGCAAAUCGUCGCCUGCUCAAGGUUUAACAUUUACUUCCUCGCAUAUUCGCUCUUAAUUGUAAAUAUAUUUUUUUUAAUGAUAACUUGAAUACAAAGCGGUUUGGGGUAAAGAGUGCGGCAUCCAUGAAUCCAGCAGAGGGCGGUGUCUCAAAAGUCCAUUCAACAUUUUCCAGCAGGAAGAUGCUUUGACAAGAUGUAAGUGCACUUUUUUAUAAGUACAACAGUUGUUACCGUAUUUUUCGGAGUAUAAGUCGCACCGGCCGAAAAUGCAUAAUAAAGCAGGAAAAAAACACAUGUACAUCUCACUGGAGUAUAAGUCGCAUUUUUGGGGGAAAUUUAUUUGAUAAAAUCCAACACCAAGAAUAGACAUUUGAAAGGCAAUUUAAAAUAAAUAAAGAAUAGUGAACAACAGGCUGAAUAAGUGUACGUUAUAUGACGCAUAAAUAACCAACUGAGAAGGUGCCUGAUAUGUUAACGUAACAUAUUAUGGUAAAAGUCAUUCAAAUAACUAUAACAUAUAGAACAUGCUCUAUGUUUACCAAACAAUCUAUCACUCCUAAUCGAUAAAUCCCAUGAAAUCCAAACAACUCUGCCAACUCCAAAGGUAUGCGAUGCUUCCUCUUGUCGUUUUCUGCUGCAUAUUUCACUACGUCCAGCUUGUAAUCUGCAGUACAUGAUUUCCUUUUCGGUGCCAUUUUUGUUCAGCCCUUCUCAGUUUUUAUAAAUUACCGCCAACGAUGAAAUGAUCCAUUUUAAUAGCUACGGCAGUAGCAUAUAGCAUAUAGCAGUUAGCAUCCCAUGACCCACAAUGCACUUCUGCCAUAACCCUCCCCCGCCGAAUUCUUAUUAGUUGGGGUCUGUGUGACGAUUGCUGACAUUUUCACCAUCUCUUCCGCGAAAGAGAAAAAUAAUAAUAUUUUUGGAUAUUUCACGGUAAUGUGUUAAUAAUUUCACACAAGUCACUCCGGAGUAUAUGUCAAACCCCCGGCCAAACUAUAAAAAAA
Messenger RNA from Nerophis ophidion (straightnose pipefish), 4662 nucleotides. RefSeq lists its product as uncharacterized. Lineage: Eukaryota; Metazoa; Chordata; Actinopteri; Syngnathiformes; Syngnathidae. The transcript is spliced from 20 exons. Gene Ontology annotation, cellular component: centrosome. The record is from RefSeq and is a predicted model, not a curated record. Gene Ontology annotation, biological process: epithelial to mesenchymal transition; neuroblast division in subventricular zone; neuroblast delamination. Bases 996 to 3218 code for a protein of 740 amino acids.